Chrysoperla carnea is the source of this 749-nucleotide messenger RNA. RefSeq names its product putative zinc finger protein 702. The record is from RefSeq and is a predicted model, not a curated record. Bases 1 to 495 code for a protein of 164 amino acids. Gene Ontology annotation, molecular function: DNA-binding transcription factor activity, RNA polymerase II-specific; RNA polymerase II cis-regulatory region sequence-specific DNA binding. Gene Ontology annotation, cellular component: nucleus. NCBI's taxonomy places the organism in Eukaryota, Metazoa, Arthropoda, Insecta, Neuroptera, Chrysopidae. Gene Ontology annotation, biological process: regulation of transcription by RNA polymerase II. The transcript is spliced from 2 exons.
AUGGCAAAUAGUUCAUUUGUUGAUGAAAAUCUUCAUUUGCUUAUCAAAGAAGAAAAUAUUAAAGUUGAAAAUGAAACAUUAGAUGACGUUGUUACAAUAGAACAUGUACUCAUUAAAAAUGAAAUACCAGAAGAAGACAGCAAUGAAUUUGAUAGUUUAGAAAGUGUAAAACAUGAAUCAUCUGUUCAUGAAAAUGAUCAACAAUUGUUUCAACAUAAACGUAUCCAUAGUGGUGAAAAACCAUUUUCAUGUGACAUUUGUAAUAAAUCAUUUACUCAACAGAGUCCGUUAGUGAAGCAUAAACGGAUUCAUAGUGGAGAAAAACAAUAUUUAUGUGAUGUGUGUAAUAAACGAUUUACUUAUCGACAUAAUUUAGUUACACAUAAGCGGAUUCAUAGUGGGGAAAAACCAUUUUUAUGUGAUAUUUGUAAUAAAACAUUCAAUCAGCAAAGUAAUUUAGCUAAACAUAGACGUAUUCAUAAUGGAGAAAAGUAAUUUCCAUGUGAUAUUUGUAAUCAGGCGAGCGAAGCAAGCCUCUACUAGGUUAAAAUGUAACUUUUUGGUGGUAAACUUUACAAAAAAAAAACAACAAACAAACAAAAGAUUUAGACAUGAAAUGAAAUGUUGUAGUUCCAUAUUUAUGUUUUACUUAAACGUUUUCUUCCCUUUGCUUUUUUUCCUUCAAACUUUCCCGUCAAACAUAUCAUCUCGAAACCAUUCUUUCUGAUUAUGUGACCUACGAAUGAUAA